Messenger RNA from Candoia aspera, 3552 nucleotides. RefSeq names its product protogenin (gene PRTG). Gene Ontology annotation, molecular function: protein binding. The transcript has 19 exons. Gene Ontology annotation, cellular component: plasma membrane. Lineage: Eukaryota; Metazoa; Chordata; Lepidosauria; Squamata; Candoiidae. The record is from RefSeq and is a predicted model, not a curated record. Bases 1 to 3552 code for a protein of 1183 amino acids. Gene Ontology annotation, biological process: cell-cell adhesion.
AUGGCGUUUGGUGGAAAACAGAGUAAAAGGCCUCUGGCAAAAAUAACGUUUUCCUCCUUGCUUUCUACUUUUCUCGCUCUCACUUUCAUAGGGAUAAGGAGCUUUAGCGAACUCUUUUUCCUGCGAGAGCCUCAGGAUAUGACUGUUGCUAGAAAGGAAGCCGUGGUUUUAGACUGCCUGGCCGGUGGUGAGGUCCCCAUCACCAUCACAUGGCUCAGAAAUGGGGUGAAGGUUUCUGAAAAUGAGCAGAUCUACUCUCUGUCCAAUGGCUCGUUAUACAUCAGUGAGCUGGAGAGCAAGAGGAAAGGUGAAGCGCUGGACGGAGGCUUCUACCAGUGCUUGGCCCUGAAUAAAUAUGGCGCCGUCCUCAGCCAGAAAGCGCAUCUGACCUUUGCAACCAUCUCUGCAUUUGAAGUCCAGCCUCUUCCCAGUGAGGUCCACGAAGGGAGCGUGGCCAGAUUUGCCUGCAAAAUCCCUGCCAACCCUCCAGCCAUUAUCACCUGGGAGGUGAACCGGACAGCUCUGCUGAUGGAUGCAGACAGGAUAACUGUGCUGCCAUCAGGAGUGCUACAGAUCUACAGUGUUCGGUCAAGAGACGCAGGGAGUUACCGUUGUGUUGCUACGACAGUUGCUGGCCGGCGGAAGAGUGGUGAGGCGACGCUCACAGUUGUCCCAGUUUCCAAUACGAAGCUUUUCCAUAAGCCGUCCAUUAUAGCUGGCCCCCAAAAUGUCACGGCUUCUCUUCACCAAACGGUCAUCUUCGAGUGUGUUGCCGUCGGGAAUCCAAAACCGAUUGUGUCCUGGAGUCGACUUGACCUCAAGUCCAUUGAUGUUUUCAACACCCGGGUGCUUGGAAAUGGGAACCUCAUGAUCUCAGACGUGAAGGUGCAACACUCUGGUGUGUACGUUUGCCGUGCUACAAUCCCUGGCACACGCAACUUCACCACUGCGAUGGCAACACUUAUGGUGCUAGCCCCCCCUGCCUUUGUGGAGUGGCCAGAAAGCUUGACCAGGCCCCGAGCUGGCACAGCCCGUUUUGCCUGCCAGGCAGAAGGCAUUCCAACCCCCAAGAUAUCCUGGCUGAAGAAUGGCCGGAAGAUCCAUUCCAAUGGCAGAAUUAAGAUGUACAACAGUAAAUUGGUGAUCAACCAGAUCAUCCCUGAAGACGAUGCUAUCUACCAGUGUGUGGCCGAGAACAGCCAAGGGUCUGUCCUUUCCAGGGCACGCCUGACAGUGGUUCUCUCUGAAGACCGACCCAGCGCGCCUUGCAAUGUUCACGCAGAAACAAUGUCAAGCUCGGCCAUCCUCCUGGCUUGGGAGAGGCCGCUUUAUAAUUCGGACAAAGUGAUUGCCUACUCGGUGCACUACAUGAAGGCGGAAGGCUUAAACAAUGAAGAAUACCAGGUUGUCAUUGGGAAUGACACAACCCAUUAUAUUAUUGAUGACUUGGACCCUGCCAGCAAUUACACCUUCUACGUGGUGGCCUACAUGCCCCUGGGGGCAAGCCAGAUGUCUGACCACGUGACUCAGCACACGCUGGAAGACGUCCCGCUGAGGGCGCCCGAGCUCAGCCUGACGAGCAGAAGCCCCUCCGACGUCCUCAUCUCCUGGCUGCCCAUUCCAGCCAAGUACCGGCGAGGGGAGGUGGUGGCCUUCCGCCUGGCCUUCCGCCUCAGCACGGAGAGCGGCAUCCAGGUCCUGGAGCUGCCGGGUGCCAUCUACGAAUACCUGCUGCGGGGGCUGAAGCCCGACAGUGUCUACUUGGUUCGCGUUUCUGCUGCCACGAGAGUCGGCUGGGGCGAGGCCUCUCUGUGGACUUCCCAUCGCACCCCAAAAGCCACCAGUGUCAAAGCACCAAAGUCUCCCGAGCUGCACCUGGAGCCCCUGAACUGCACAACCAUUGCUGUGAGGUGGCAGCAAGAGCUUGCAGACAUGGCAGCCAUCCAAGGCUACAAGCUGUACUACAAGGAGGAAGGCCAGCAAGAAAGCGGGCCAAUUCUGCUGAAGGCCAGGGACUUCACCUACACCCUCAGCGGCCUCGACCCCAGAAAGAAGUACCACGUCAGGCUGCUGGCAUACAACAGCAUGGAGGAAGGCUACGAAGCAGACCAGACUGUCAGCACCCCCGGCUGUGUGUCUGUCCGGGACCGCCUGGUGCCACCCCCGCCGCCACCCCACCACCUUUAUGCCAAAGCAAACUCUUCCUCCUCUAUUUUCCUGCACUGGGGACGGCCAGCCUUCACUUCGGCACAGGUCAUCAACUACACUCUCCGCUGUCACCCCGUGGGGCUGCAGAACGCUUCCCUGGUCCUCUACCUUCAGACGCCAGAGACUCACCUGAUGGUCCAAGGGUUGGAGCCAAAUACCAAGUACGAGUUUGCUGUUCGGCUGCACGUGGAUCAGCUCUCCAGCCCGUGGAGCCUGGUGGUUUACCACACCACCCUCCCAGAAGCCCCAGCCGGUCCACCACUGGGAGUGAAGGUGACACUGAUUGAGGAGGACACAGCCUUGGUCUCCUGGAAGCCACCGGCUGGCACUGGGACCCUCGUCUCCCGUUACACCAUCCUUUAUGCGUCCAGGAAAGCAUGGGCUGCAGGCGAGUGGCAAGUCCUGCACCGGGAAGGAACAAUAACCAUGGCUUUACUGGAGAACCUCAGGGCAGGAAAUGUCUACCUCAUCAAAAUUGCUGCAUCCAAUGAAGUUGGUGAAGGGCCUUUUUCCAGUGCGGUGGAACUGGUGGUCUUGCCAAAGGAACCAUCAGAGUCAAACCAAAGACCUAAACGCCUGGAUUCUGCAGAGGCUGACGCAACUCUUUCUGGCUCUUACCAGUUGGACCAGAAGUCAAUGACGGGCAUAAUUGCAGGCGUCUCCAUUGCCCUGUUGUGUAUCUUGGUCUGUGUCCUUAUCCUGAUCUACCGUGGCAAAACAAGGAAAGCAACACCUUCAAAAAGCAGCCGGCCCAGCCCUGAUCAACUCACUCGCAGCAGCUGCUCUUCUAGGAGGGCCGACAAGGGAGCCAAAACUCUGGAAGGCUUGGUGGAGAAUGAGGAAUCUCUGUUGCCCAUGACUGUAGGGAGCAGCUUUCUGGAUGCCAAGGGUGGAACGGACCUUAUUAUAAACCGCUUUGGUCCAGUCACAAAGAACAGUGCCAAGAAGAAAUGGCUCUUCUUCCAUCGCUCUAAGAAGGAGAAAGCAGAGGAGGCCCCAAGGCGACUGGCCUCAGCCGUGUGCCUGUACCGGUCAGGGGCAGCCGUGCUGAUUGGCGAGGAGCAGCAACUGAGCAACCACGUGACCAGCAGCCCAGGGACUGACACAGAGCAUUCAGCCCACAGCCAAGGCAGCCAUGAGACUGGGGACUCGGGAAGGUUCUCCCAUGAGUCCAACGAGGAGCUGCGCCCCUCGGCCAGCUUCGGGGCCACGGAUUCUUUCCCAGGCAGCGACUUGCACCUGACAGCUGGGAGUCCUGUCCCUGAGCCUCUCCCACCGCCGCCAGUGUUUCCUCGCGGGCUGCCAGCAGGCAACGGUGACAUGGAGUCUCGCAGGGGACGGUGA